AUGACGGACCGCAAGAUCUUCGAUCUCUUUUAUGGGGCAAGGGAGAACGACCAUGAUAUGUGCCGCCGUGCGUACGAGACCGGCGCUGACAUCAACUUUGCCUUCGACGGGCGCCGAGCAACGAAGGGCGGGGCCGGACGAUGGUACUAUGGCGAUCUGCAGUGGUACGCCCCAGACGGCGUAGACGGUGACAAGAAAGACACGCUCCUGAUAAUAGCCGUGAAGACCAACAACGUAAAGCUCGUUGAGUGGAUGCUAACUCUCGAUGGAUUGGACACAGCAAAGGAAAACGGCAAAGGCUUGAACGCCAUGGCUGUUGCCAAGGCCAUCGGGAGGGAGAAUCUACUCCUCGGAAUGGCAGCUUGUGAUGAUGGACUACCAGGUGGGGUAGAUGCGAGCGCAAAGAGCGCAGCGAGUGCAGCGGAUCCCAACGCCCCCCCUCUCCCCCCGGAUAAGGCUGCUGCUGAUGAGGCAACAAUGGAAGUUGCCCGACUUCGAACCGCCAUGAAGAUGCUGAAGGCCAACAACGACGAGAAGGAAGCCAAAAUUACAAAGGCCCAGCAGGACUGCCAAGCGUAUCAACAGAUGCUCAAGGAGAAGGACGCCAACAUCGGGGAGCUGCAGAAACAGGUACUGGAACGAGAGAAAGAGGUCAUCGUAAUGCUGCACAAGAUCGGGCGUUUGGAGGAGGCCUUGAGGGAAUACACCGACUUCCGUCAGGCAGACGCCGAGCAGUACACCGAUUGGGGUCGAGCAGAUCACUACGAUGCUGAGAACGGGGGUGCUGGAGCAGCGGCUUCUGCAGCGCCUGAAAACGGGUCGUGA
This is a messenger RNA of Ectocarpus siliculosus, 825 nucleotides long. The record is from the annotation of a GenBank genome assembly. NCBI's taxonomy places the organism in Eukaryota, Phaeophyceae, Ectocarpales, Ectocarpaceae.